AAAUUCAACUAAUACUUUACUGAUCAUUUACGCACAGCCUAACUCAUAGCUACACGUACCUACGUACACCGUCACUGGCGUGGAAAAGGGUAUUAUUUCAUUCACCAUUAAGCAAUUAUCGCUGAUUUUUAUUUUUUAUUUUUUAUUUAGAUUUUAAAUACGCCGCCCGCUUCUUCGACAAUCCCCCAUUAUGGGUUUCACAGCUUGGCCAUCAUCAUCGCCAAACUGCAGGUACGUGGCUCCUCGUGGCGCGCUCGAGCUCGUGGACCCCGUGCUUGAUUCGAACACCGCAUUCGCUCCGGAACACGUCGCCUCAUCAAGCAGCGUCUCUGACCAUUUUCUGCAGGCAUUCGCCACACACCGCCAUGGUGGGUCGCCAGCUCGUGCUGAUGCUCUGGAGGGACACCUACGUCCGUCGCUUCCGACGCAGCCUUCCGAGCGUCAUAGCGCAGACGGCGUUGGUGCUUCUAGUCAUCUACACGCUCAAUAGCGACAUUGGCGACGAGCCAGACACCGCCGAGUGGGGAGGCGACAGCAAGGACCAUUGGGCCACGACGCGGGACACACAGGAGGCCGAGAUGACGACGACGACGACGACGACGGCGGCGGCGGCGACGACAACAGCCCAGAUGCACGGGCCGUGGAACGCCCGAGAUCCGGCUACUACGGCUAUGCCGGCGAGGCGGUUCGAGCCUUCGCACCCACUCGACGGCUGGUUUUCGGGGCCCGGAGCGUACGUCGAACAGCUCUGCUAUGUGACGGGCAAGCGCUUCUUCGAACCGGUUGCGCGGCGGGCGGCGAGCAUCCUCAACAUCAGCAAGGUGACCCCACUGGCUAGCAACGACGAGCUUACGUCGUACUUCAAAAAAGCCAAAUGGACUCAGCCCGGAAGUUUGAUUGCCGUCGUCUUCAGAACGCCGUCACUUAGCGUGACAGCUACGGCUCACCAACGAGGCGCUGACGACGACGAUGCGGCCAUUGGGGAUGGCAACCAUGACGACGACGUACUUCAUUGGAAAAUGGACUACGAGGUUCGCGUGCACGGCGUCGAGUUCGACGUGAACGUGCGCUACCGGCGCUUCCUGGUGCUUCCGUCUACGCUCAACCUGCGAACCUUCAGCGAGAUGACGUACUUGCUGCCGGUGCAGUACGCGGUCGAGACGGCCUACCUGGAGGCCAUCAGCAGGGAGGAGAGAAAGCCCCUAGACUACGAGGUUGUGCUGCGCCGAUUCCCGUACCCGAGCCUGUACCCGGAGGAUUUCCCGACCACCUACUGCAGGGCGGUGAUCCGCUUCGCGGUAGCCUUCUGGCUGCCUUUCAUCCUGCUCGUCGUCCACAUCGUCGACGAGAGGGCGAGCGGCAUGCGGCAGCAGCUGCGCCUGUACGGCGUGAGGGACGCCACCUACUGGCUCUCCCACUACCUCGGCAUGCUCAUCAUGGCGGCCCUGAUGGGCGCGUUCGCGCUGACCUUCCUCUACGUGAUGCUUGGCGACGACUACGGCAACCCGUACAUCGCGGCCACCAACCCGGGACUCGUCUACGCCGUGCUGCUGUGCUUCGGCAGCGCGCUCGCCGUGCACGCCAUGCUGCUGUCGCUUUUUUUCGCCAGCACUCGCCUUGCCGGUCUUGUGUCGUCCAUGUACUGGUUCCUGAGCCUGUUGCUGCCGUACCUGUACCUGCAGAACCCCUACGGCUUCGGCUACUAUCUCGUCUCCAGGAUAAGCAAGCUGAUGACCUCCGCAGUGCCAGGCAUGUUUCUGCAUUGGUGCUGGAUGGUCAUCGAGCGGCUAGAGCGGUUCGAGGGCGGAGCCGGCUUCAUAAACUUUGCAAGCCCGACCAACACGCCGGACAACGUCACCAUCCUGCAACUGAUGACCGUGAGCGUGUUGUCCAGCCUCGUGCUGGUGAUCCUCAUCUGGUACAUCGACAACGUCACCAACUGCAACCGGACUAAGACAGCCCAACCGUUCUACUUUCCAUUCAAAGGGGCAUACUGGAAGCCGCCGGUGAUCACGGAACCACCUCCGGCUUGUUCGACAUCGCGGUGCAAGUACUACGAGCCAGAACCGGCAAACGUUGAACCCACGUUACGCAUCAGCGGUGUGUCGAAGAGGUUUGAGAACCAGGUUGUCAUGAACGACGUCAGCGUCAACGUAUUCAGCAAGCAAAUCACCGUACUCCUAGCGCCACCCGGCUGCGGAAAGACGACCAUCAUGAGGUUGAUCACAGGUUCCAUCGCACCCAACGCCGGAACAAUCACCGUGGGUCCGUAUGACGUCAUUCAGAACGGCGACGGAGCCAGGAAGCUGCUCGCCUACUGUCCGGCAGACAACAUUCUCUUCACCGAGCUCACCGUGGAGGAGCACCUCACCUUUUUCGGAUCGGUAAAGGGCAUUCCCAGAGACACCGUACGCAGUGACGUGAGCCGGCUGAUGCGCGACACCGGGCUGGCCUACUACCGGCUACGGCGCACCAACGACCUCCCCGUCAGCGCCCAGCGCCUCCUGUGCACCGCCAUCGCGUUGAUGCCAUAUCCCGACGUGCAGAUGAUACUUCUGGACGAGGCGACGAGCGCCAUGGACCCUCGGACCAGGCGAGAGACGUGGGAACUGCUGUUCAAAGUCCGGCGGUACAAGGGCGUGUUCCUCACCACCAGCGACUUUGCGGAGGCCGAGGCCCUGGCCGACCGCCUCGUCGUCCUCCAGCACGGAGAGCUGCACUGCGUCGGCUCGCCCGAGUACAUCAAGACUCAGUUCGGCAUGGGAUACGUGCUCCGACUCAGCAAGGGCAAAGACUACCAAGACGCCGGCGUGCAGGCCCUCAUCCGCAAGCACUCCCCGUCCGCCGAGAAAGUGAUGGACAAGUCGACGAGCGUCCAGUUCCGACUCACCGGCAGCUCAGAGAUCAUCUCGACUCUCAUGCGUGACCUCUUCUACGAACUGGAGGCGGCCAAGUCCAAACUGGGCGUCGUCAAGAUGGGCCUCAUCGUCACCACGCUCGAGGACAUACUGCAGGGCAUCAGCGAGCGGCUCCCAGUGCCAGGGGCCAAACUAGCCGGCAAAAUAAGGACCAAGAGUUCUUCGAUUUCGGCGAAAGGUAGCGGCAUCCGCACUGAAGCAAGAAACGUGGCCGCGAGGAGGCAAGCCAGCAACGUUCAGGUCCAUGGCAUCGCACAAGCACUGCAAGCCCUGCGCAAUCGCACCGUGUUCGCCCACGUGGCGGUGACGUCACGGCUCCACUGUCUGUUCCACAAGCGCUUCCUGAACUGGACGCGCACGUCAAUGACGCGAUCCAUGCGCUGGCUGCUCCCAGCCAUACUGCUCCUACUGGGAGGAUACCUCGAAAGCUCCAUGCUCGCCCCCAGCGCAGGACUCGACGUGACGCUUCCCUAUACCGUGCACAGCAUCGUCGGCGACGGCGCCAUGGGCUUCUGCGGGGCCACCAAGGACGGACACUUCAAGGUUAGUGUUCUGUUUUACCUCUAAAAGCAGCACUUCGGGCAGUAUACUUCGUAAAGAGCCAACUGCAACAAAAUUUCACUUGGGCUAAAUUAAUUAUAAAUAAGUGGUAUGUGCUAUCGAAACAA
Messenger RNA from Dermacentor silvarum, 3586 nucleotides. RefSeq names its product ATP-binding cassette sub-family A member 7-like. NCBI's taxonomy places the organism in Eukaryota, Metazoa, Arthropoda, Arachnida, Ixodida, Ixodidae. Gene Ontology annotation, cellular component: intracellular membrane-bounded organelle; membrane. The transcript has 16 exons. Gene Ontology annotation, molecular function: ABC-type transporter activity; lipid carrier activity; ATP binding. The coding region runs from base 366 to 3485 and encodes 1039 amino acids. The record is from RefSeq and is a predicted model, not a curated record. Gene Ontology annotation, biological process: lipid transport; transmembrane transport.